Molecule: messenger RNA, 1086 nt
Organism: Phytophthora infestans T30-4
Lineage: Eukaryota; Oomycota; Peronosporomycetes; Peronosporales; Peronosporaceae
Product: carbohydrate esterase, putative
Exons: 2
Coding region: 1-1086 (361 amino acids)
Molecular function (GO): hydrolase activity
Source: RefSeq, a predicted model, not a curated record
AUGAUCGAUUCGCUAGUCGCACUCGGCAUCUACUGCGGCAUUUUUGGUGUGCUGCUCGUCUACUGCAAUCUCAUGCAGGUCGGACUCACCGCCAUUAUCGACCCUGUGGCGGGCCUAUUGGUCAUCAGCUACACGCUGGUGUUCGCCGGUUUCUGCUAUAUCGGCCGCACGCUAGUACACUCGCCGUUUGAAGCCCCGAUCGCCGCCAUUAAACUGCAACUCAACAUCUUUUCGACAUUCGCCUCGUUCAUUCGUCGCGGCUUUAAGACGCGCUUUCCAGAAUGGACGCUCACAUUCGAGAUCACUGGCAACAUGAGUAACGCGGCGCUGCUGCGUGAGCCCUUUGCCAUGCACGGUCGACUGAUCCUCAAGUCCAACUGCCGCCAACACAGAACGGUUCCGGAGAAACUGGAAGCGAACGGAUUGGAAUACAUGUGGCUCCGUGACGCUGAUAAGAAGCUGCAGCGCGUGGUGGUCAUCCACUACCACGGUGGAGGCUUCGCAAUGUCACAUCCGCUGCAAGAUGUGGAGCUGGCAAAUCAGACGCACACGAUGCUCAAGCAGAUUCUCAAGGAGAAAUUCCACCUUGGUGUGUCCGUGGACGUGCUACUGGCCAACUACCGUAAAAGCCCCGAGCAUCCUUUCCCAACUCCUGACGACGACUGUCUUAUGAUGUACCAGUAUGUCUUAAAGCACGAAAACAUCGACCCGAACCACGUGCUCUUCAGUGGCGACAGCGCUGGUGCCAAGAUGUCUCUCUUUAACUGCAUGCGGAUGCGUGACUCGAACAAUUCCACGCAGCUUCCUCUUGGAUGUCUGCUGUACUCACCGAGUGUCGACUUUGAGGAGAAAGGGGGCGAUGAGAAGUCGCCGUUCUGCAUCAUGCCGGCCAAGUUCGUGAACAAUGUGCACCAGACGUACUUGGCCAAGGUGACGGACCCCGAGGAGCGCUUGAAGGUGUCCCCAAUCAACCGCGACCUCCGCAACCUGCCACCCAUGUUCGUGCAGUACGGAACGCUUGAGCGCUUCUACGAACAGGGCAAACGGAUCAUCGCCAAAGCUAAGGAGCAGGGCAUCACCAACUAG